Molecule: messenger RNA, 947 nt
Organism: Oncorhynchus masou masou (cherry salmon)
Lineage: Eukaryota; Metazoa; Chordata; Actinopteri; Salmoniformes; Salmonidae
Product: neurensin-1-like
Exons: 4
Coding region: 270-947 (225 amino acids)
Biological process (GO): nervous system development
Cellular component (GO): neuron projection; transport vesicle; neuronal cell body
Source: RefSeq, a predicted model, not a curated record
GCUCAUUACCAUUGAAUGUGUUGAAUUACAGAACUGAAUACUGAAACGAAUGUGUAGAAACCUGCCCCUCCAAAAUAGUACGUUAUAGGCACUCUGUGGUCAGUAGACUUGUCUCGACACUGGAAGGUUUGGAGUUUGAUAUUCGAUACAGCCUGUGGAACUCAACAGCACCUUUGUCAUUUGAUUUCCACUAAACCAUCACUGCCCAACUCCAUGUGCUACAGGCUCACUGAAAGGCACUGCCAGAGUGUUGAGGUGUAUGAGGUGUGAUGGCGUCGUGCUCUGAGGCCUGUAACUCAGGGUCUGGAUGUGGGGCAGGGUCCUCAGGCUGUGAGGUAGGUUCUAGCUGUGCCUGUCUGCAGUUUGGGGUGCGUUCCUACCUGCACCAUUUCUAUGAGGGGUGCAGCACUGCAUCAGGGUGGGAGAAAGACCCUGAGGGAGUGGGGGACGUCCAGACCUUGAGAUCGCCCCUGAGGUGGAGCUCGGCACUCUGGAAGGUCUCUCUGGCCCUUGGUCUCCUGAUGGUGACCUCUGGUCUGGUCAGUCUGUCCGUGGGUUACUCCGGCCCCACCAGGAUCGAGUCCUUCGGGGAGGGGGACCUCCUCUUCAUAGACACCCAGGCUGUCAGUUUUAACAGGGGUCUGCAUCACUGCGUGGCGGCCGGGAUCGGUCUCACCUGCCUGGGAACGGGUCUGACCGUGGCGGGCCUCCUUUUCUGGUCCUUCUCCAGGAGCCGAUUGAAAGAGAGGCUAUAUCGGAGAGAGAGAGAGAAGAAGGGAGGGGUGGUGUGUGGAAAGAAGGGAGGGAUAGAGGGGGGAGCACAGGGAGGAGGACAGGGGGAGAUGGGGACGGCUGUUAUGAGGGCCCCUGGAGCAGGGGAGGGGAAGGUGCCUGCCACCCUGACCAAAGUGGAAACGGUCCAACCAUCAGGAAGAGAAUCCCCAUAG